AUGAGGGCCAAAUGGGUUUCAAGGCUUCUGCUCCUUGGGCUGGUGGAGGCUCGAGACUAUAGUAUGGAGGGAUCCGUGAUCGCCGCCGUUGGCAGGGCACUAGGUCCUCCGAGCAUGGAGUCGGUUUCCCCUCACGAUGCCGGCGGAGAGGACACUGGCUUGUUUCAGGCACCGCCAUGGAACAGUCGCCGACUUCCCCGUGAUGAUUGGACUGUGACUUGCGACAGCGACCACGAUGGAAACGAAUGCACCAAAGCCAUCGACGGCGACAACACUACCUACUGGUCUAGCGAUUAUAACAGAACCGCUAAUGCGCCGCCACCGCAUAGUAUUACCAUUGACCUGAAGAUCACGCAAAACGUCAGCGCAGUGGAGAUAUGGCCGCCUCAGGAUGGGGGCCAGAAUGGAUGGAUUGCGCGACACGAGGUCUACGUCAGCACGGACGCCCAGAGCUGGGGAUCUCCCGUUGCCUACGGCACUUGGUGGCCAGAUAAUACCGUGAAGCUGGCCGUCUUCGAGCCUCGGGCGGUGCAAUAUGUGCGUUUCGUCGCCCUUUCAGAGGCAAAUGGCAACCCAUGGACCUAUAUCGCCGAGUUGGAGAUCUGGGCCGCCGCCGAUAUUCCUGCGACACCACAAGGCCAGACUCUAGGCCAGACCGGGGUCUGGGGACCUACCAUUGACUUUCCCAUUGUUCCGGUGUCAGCAGCCGUCGAGCCCAGCACCGGCAAAGUGCUCGUCUGGUCCUCGUACCGCAAGGAUCAAUAUGGAGGCAGCGGAGGAGGGACAACCCAAACUUCCACCUGGGACCCGGUCAGCGGCGAGGUCACACUCCGGGAGGUCUCGGAGACAAAGCAUGAUAUGUUUUGUCCAGGCAUCUCAAUGGAUAUGGACGGCCGCAUCAUCGUGACUGGGGGAAACGACGACACGAAGACCAGUAUCUACGAUCCUUUCUCCGAUGCAUGGAUCCGGGCCGCACCGAUGACCAUGGCCCGUGGGUAUCAAUCAUCGACUAUCCUAUCCGACGGCAACAUGUUUGUGAUCGGAGGCUCCUGGAGUGGUGGUGAGGACGACAACAAAAAUGGCGAGAUUUACGACGUGGGCGCCAACUCCUGGAAAGAUCUUCCAAAUGCCGCCGCGACUCCCAUGUUGACCAACGACCGGCUGGGCGCAUAUCAUGCCGACAACCACGGCUGGCUCUUUGGCUGGAAGAAUCGCUCUGUCUACCAGGCAGGCCCGAGUCGUGCCAUGCACUGGUACUUCGUGGAGGACGAAGGCGACGUGACUGAGGCCGGAGACCGAGGCACCGACUACGACCAAAUGUCAGGCAGUGCGGUCAUGUUCGACGCCGUGAACGGCAAGAUUCUGACAGCUGGAGGAUCUCAUGACUACGAGGAUUCCGACGGCUCGAGAAAUGCCUCAAUCAUUACCAUUGGAGACCCCAACACGCCUGGCCAGGUGGUCAAGGCUGGCAACGACAUGCAUUACGACCGAGUAUUCCACACUUCAGUCGUGCUGCCCGAUGGCAGUGUCUUCCUCACCGGCGGCCAAAUUCACAGCCUUCCCUUCGUCGAGAAAGACCCGGUCCUGACCCCUGAACGGUAUAUCCCCUCGGGAGACCAAUUCGUGGAGCAGUUCCCGAACAACAUCGUCCGUGUCUACCACAGCUGGUCCGUCCUGCUUCCAGAUGGCACCGUCUUGAAUGGCGGCGGCGGCCUUUGUGCCGACUGCGCAGCAAAUCAUUACGAUGCCCAGCUCUUUACGCCUGCGUAUCUGUUUGAUGCUGACGGGAACCGAGCAACGCGCCCGGAGAUCACAAGCGUCACGCCCACGAGCCUGAGAUACGGAGGGACCAUCACCAUUCAAGCCGACUCCAACAUCUCUAGCGCCUCGCUGGUCCGUUACGGCACCACGACCCAUACGGUGAACACCGACCAGCGUCGAAUUGAACUGCAGCUCAACAAUUCGGGGGACCAGACCUAUACGGCGGAGAUCCCCAAUGAUCCUGGCAUUGCCCUUCCGGGAUAUUAUAUGCUGUUCAUUUUCAACGAAAACGGCGUGCCGAGUGUGUCAAAGAACGUUCAAGUAACCCUGUAAUGUGGUGGGUGGAUAAAAUACGCUUGGUACUUGAAAUCAAUGAUCGUUAAUGUCACGGUCUUAUUGUGUCUUUGAUGGGAAUCAUUUCCAAAUCAUGUAUU
This is a messenger RNA of Aspergillus melleus, 2195 nucleotides long. Its product is annotated as putative galactose oxidase. NCBI's taxonomy places the organism in Eukaryota, Fungi, Ascomycota, Eurotiomycetes, Eurotiales, Aspergillaceae. Gene Ontology annotation, molecular function: protein binding. Bases 1 to 2094 code for a protein of 697 amino acids. The transcript has a single exon. The record is from RefSeq and is a predicted model, not a curated record.